AUGUCCACCACGCAAACUUCCACCUCGGACGACGCGCUCCCAUCGUCCGAACAGCUUUCCGCCGCCAACUCGACCUACGUCUUGGACAGCCAAUCGAACCGCAUCGACUUCACCACUCUCCUCACGCGCGCCAACACCAACAACCUUCCCUUGGUGCUCAUCUUUACACGCCACUUUCACUGUGGCAUGUGCAAGGAGUACGUCAAAGCGCUCUCGAAAUCCACCGUCCUCACAGACGCCUCUCGCGCAUCGCUCGUCGUCGUCGGACCCGGUCAACCGGAAGGACUGGAACACUACAAGCAGCAGGUGGACAGUCCACCGUUUGAGUUCUACGCCGAUCCAGAGUUGAACCUCUACCACGCACUCGGAGUCACCCGAAGGAAUCUCGAUCAGGGCGACGCGAAGAAGGACAAUAUCGGUUCGCAUCAUCAGCAGGGGUUGGCGCAGACGUUCUUCAGCAGCGUGGCCGAGAUCGUCAAAUCUGGAUCGUUGGCGUUGAAGGGUGGCGAUUUCAAGCAGCUGGGUGGUGAAUUCGUCUGGGAUAAAGAGGGAAAGCCUGUUUGGGCUCAUCGCAUGAGACAUACGAGGGAUCAUACCGAGGUAUCGGAGAUUGAACGGGUCGCUACGGGUGCUUCCAGCUGA
Pseudozyma hubeiensis SY62 is the source of this 642-nucleotide messenger RNA. RefSeq lists its product as hypothetical. The transcript has a single exon. The record is from RefSeq and is a predicted model, not a curated record. Bases 1 to 642 code for a protein of 213 amino acids. NCBI's taxonomy places the organism in Eukaryota, Fungi, Basidiomycota, Ustilaginomycetes, Ustilaginales, Ustilaginaceae.